This is a messenger RNA of Menidia menidia (Atlantic silverside), 516 nucleotides long. NCBI's taxonomy places the organism in Eukaryota, Metazoa, Chordata, Actinopteri, Atheriniformes, Atherinopsidae. The record is from the annotation of a GenBank genome assembly.
AUGGAGAAAAUGGCCAGACCUCUGCCCAUAAACGCGACUUUCCUCCCGCCGACGCACGGCGUCCUGAAGUCUCUCCUGGAAAACCCGCUCAAGCUGCCCUUCCACCACGACGAAGGCUUCGGGAAGGAGAAGGAGAAGGAGAAGAAGCUCGAGGAUGAGAGCAGCGCGGGCAGCCACCCGCAGUCGGCCUUCCUGGGGCCCACCCUCUGGGACAAGACCCUCCCCUACGACGGGGACAACUUCCAACUGGAGUACAUGGACCUGGAGGAGUUCCUGUCCGAGAACGGGAUCCCGGCCAACACGGCCCAAUCCGAGCAGGCGCCCCCCCCCCAGGCCCCGGCCCCGCCCGCCCCGGCCGCGCCCGCCCCGGCGCCCCUCCAGCAGCAGGGGGCGCCCCCCCCCGCCCCCCCCACCCCCUCCGUGGUGGUGGACCUCAGCAGCAGAGCCACCACCUCCGUGCACGUCGCCAUGGCGCCCCAAACCUGCCUCCACAGCCCCAACACAGCAGAAAGCUGA